Molecule: messenger RNA, 1179 nt
Organism: Medioppia subpectinata
Lineage: Eukaryota; Metazoa; Arthropoda; Arachnida; Sarcoptiformes; Oppiidae
Source: the annotation of a GenBank genome assembly
UUCAUUUCAUGCGAAAGUGUUUUGAGUUUUGAAAACACAAGAAAUCAUUUGAAAAUCGUUUGAAUUAUUAAAUUAUAUGUGAUUUCAAUUCAAACAUUAGUUUUGAUUUCAAUUGCAUUUCAUUUAAUAAAUUACUGUAUAUUUUGAGACAAGUUUUGCCACAAAACAGACAUGUCUUUCAAUUUUGGCGGCACUUCGGGUGGUUUUGGGUUCGGGUCGACACCAGUGACCACUUCCUCCACACCACUCUUCGGCGGAUCUCAGACCACGACCUUUGGCCAGACGUCUGCUCCGGCUUUCGGUGGAACUCCUUUUGGCGGACAAACACCACAACAACAGCCGCUCUUCGGUGGACAACAAACUCAGUCCACAUUUGGCUCAACGCCUUCUUUCGGAGCUAACCCUGCGUUUGGCUCUUCAUUGACUGCACCGGCCUUUGGAUCAAAUCCAACGACACAAUCAGCUCCGCAAUCAGUCUUCGGCUCUUUUGGCGCGACUCAACCAUCUGUUCCCGCUUUUGGCUCAGGAUUUGGUGGUCAGACAACACCGGCCACCACUUCCAACCUUUUCUCAUUCCCGUCGGCACAACAACCGCAACAACAGUCCACUCCAUCCCUAUUCGGAGCCCAAACUCCGGCCACGACUCAGACGGCGAGUGUGUUUGGAUCUCCGUUUGGGGCGUCAGUCGCGCCGCAGACUUCCCAGUCGUCUAUAUUUGGCGCCACUCCUCAAGCACUACAACCGCAGCCCACGAGUCAGCCCACCCUCUCAUUUGCCAAUAGUCCAGCCCUCGCAUCGGCUUUUGGUCAGACAUCUGUUCCAGCAUUUGGAGCGCAAACUUCGACACCGACUGCGCCCGCAUUCUCUUCCGGUUCACUCUUUGGUUCAACUAAUUUACCCACGUCAUCGGCAGCACCGGCGGCAUCGAUGCCCACAUUUGGCGGUUUUGGCGCAACGGCUCCGACCACUGGCUUUGGAGGCGGAGGUUUUGGCGCUCCGGCGGCGCCCACCACAGCGGCGCCCGCAUUCAACUUUGGAGCGGCUGUUCCGACGGCCACCACAACCACUCCUACCCUUUCGUUUUCGUUGCCUUCGGCCGCGAACACCAUCUCAACGUCAGCUCCGGUUCAGACAAUCGGCACAACAACUGGUUUCGGAGGAUUAAGUCAACCCAUUGUU